AUGUGGAUCUCCAAAGAUAGGGCUGUUCCCGGACCAGUCUUUGGACAUAAAGAUGAGUUCGAGGGUCUAGGGAUCUUCUUCGACACAUACAAGAACAACCGACCAGGAAUCGUCUUUCCAUAUGUCAUGGCCAUGAUGGGUGAUGGUCGGACAAAGUACGAUCAGGCGAAUGAUGGCAAGGCGAAUGAGAUUGGAGGAUGCUCGGCUCGAGGUCUUCGUGCUGCUAGCGUACCUACGAAGGCGAAGUUGACGUACUUCCAAGACAAAUCCUUAAAAUUACAGCUUCAAUACAAAACGGAAGAUCAAUGGUCGACAUGCUUCAGCCUUGAACCGACAACUUCGAUGCCAUUAAAGCUUCCAAACGUGGUCUAUCUGGGCUUCUCGGCAGAGACCGGCGAGCUUUCAGACAAUUUUGAUAUCAUCAGCGUGGAGACGAGGAAUAUGUACAGUACCGGCGGAUCAAGUAGCAGCCCAGGCUCAAAACAGGAGGCAGACAAUAGGAAAGCUGGUGGUAAAGGUGGCAAGGGUCUCGGCAAGGGUGGUGCAAAGCGUCACCGCAAGAUCCUUCGAGACAACAUUCAAGGUAUUACCAAGCCUGCCAUUCGUCGUCUGGCUCGUCGUGGAGGUGUCAAGCGUAUCUCGGCCAUGAUCUACGAAGAGACCCGUGGCGUCCUUAAAUCCUUUCUCGAAUCUGUCAUUCGCGAUGCUGUCACCUAUACUGAGCAUGCAAAGAGAAAGACUGUGACCAGCUUGGACGUGGUCUAUGCUCUGAAACGACAAGGACGUACUCUCUAUGGUUUCGGUGGAUGA
Molecule: messenger RNA, 810 nt
Organism: Endocarpon pusillum Z07020
Lineage: Eukaryota; Fungi; Ascomycota; Eurotiomycetes; Verrucariales; Verrucariaceae
Exons: 5
Coding region: 1-810 (269 amino acids)
Biological process (GO): nucleosome assembly
Cellular component (GO): membrane; nucleosome
Molecular function (GO): structural constituent of chromatin; DNA binding; protein heterodimerization activity
Source: RefSeq, a predicted model, not a curated record